UGACUUGACGCGCCGUGCGUCGUGCGUAAUUGCGUCGCCGGCCGAGAGGAGGCUCUUUGCGCAUCGCACUUGGAGAGCCGCUACCGCCGCUGCCGCUGCUGCUGCUGCUGCUGCCAGAGGAACCGGCUGUCUUGUCCUGAUACAGAGACACUCACAUCCGACCGUUCAUCGUCCUGCUCUGUGGGAGUCGUCCCGCAUCCAAAGGUCUCGCUUGUAGAGACUGCUCACCGGCUUCACGAUGAUCAAGAACGGUCACCACAGCCACCAAGUGAACACAUCAGCCGGCACAGACGCAGGCACGACCCCCGGCGCUGCAGCGUGCAGCCCCGAGAAAAGGAGGCGAAGAAUCCGGGUGUGGUGCGACGGCUGCUAUGACAUGGUGCAUUAUGGCCACUCCAAUCAGCUGCGGCAGGCUAAGGCCAUGGGAGAUUAUCUCAUUGUCGGAGUGCACACAGACAGUGAGAUUGCAAAGCACAAGGGUCCACCAGUCUUCACACAGGCGGAGAGAUACAAGAUGGUGCGGGCCAUAAAAUGGGUGGAUGAGGUGGUGGAAGGAGCGCCUUAUGUCACCACUCUCCAGACUCUGGACAAGUACAACUGUGACUUCUGUGUGCACGGAGACGACAUAACACUAACGGUGGAUGGUAAGGACACAUAUGAAGAGGUGAAGAAGUCAGGGCGAUACAGGGAGUGUAAGAGAACCCAGGGAGUUUCAACCACAGAUCUGGUUGGCAGGAUGCUGCUGAUGACCAAAGCACACCACAGCAAUAUUGAUAGCUCCGACUAUCAGCAGCACACAGACAACUUUGGAAAGGGGUCGCAUGGUCAGAAGGGCCACAGUCCGUGGACGGGCGUGUCCCAGUUCCUUCAGACUUCACAGAAGAUCAUCGAGUUUGCUUCAGGCCAGGAGCCUCAACCUGGAGACACCAUCAUCUAUGUGGCAGGAGCCUUUGACCUCUUCCACAUCGGCCAUGUAGACUUCCUGGAAGCCGUUCAUAAACUCGCUCAAAAGCCUUACAUUAUUGUAGGGUUGCAUUUUGAUCAGGAGGUGAAUCGAUACAAAGGGAAAAACUACCCCAUCAUGAAUGUCCACGAAAGAACGCUGAGCGUUCUGGCCUGUCGAUACGUGUCAGAGGUGGUGAUCGGGGCACCCUUUGCAGUCACAAAGGAUUUGCUAGAUCACUUCAAGGUGGAUCUUGUUUGCCAUGGGAAAACAGAAAUAUACCCAGACAAAGACGGCUCCGACCCCAAUGCGGAGCCCCGGAGGAAAGGAAUCCUGCGCACUGUUGACAGUGGGAACAGCCUCACCACUGAUGCCAUCGUGCAGAGGAUAAUCAAAAACAGGUUGUUGUUUGAAGCAAGAAACCAGAAGAAGGAGGCCAAAGAAAUCGCUGUGAUCCAGGCCAUGAAGCGGAAAGAGGAAGAAAAGACUAAAGAGCGAUCCCAGGCUGUGCUGUAGGAAAGACCCCAAAAUGCACCGAUCAACCAAGUGUCAUUACAACGCUGACAAACUCAAAAUUGAAACAAAUCUCAUGUACAGUCAAAAUCAACCUUUUUUAUAACAAUGACAUUGACACCCUCCAUACAAACGGCAUCCUGUUUAUGGCCAGAUUGGCAUAGUCAGCUGUGGGAUUAUCAGGUAUAUCAUGUGUGAGUGUGUGAGUGUGUGUGCAUGGAGGGGAGUCCUCUGUGUAUUAAUAUAUUCUGCAUAUGCAAAUACCUGUGGAGAAAUAAUGCAAGAAAUCAGACGAAUGUGUGCGUUCUGUCAGAGCAGGGAAGUCACCACCAUUCUGUGACUGGAUAUUUGUGUACUUUUAUUUUAUUUUUUUAUUUGAAAGAAAAAAAAAAAAAAGGUUAUUCAAUUUCUAAAUAUUAUAUAUUAUGGGAUUUAGGCAUAUAUAAGGAGAACAUGCUGGAAUCUGUAGUGCUGGACAGGCACUGAACUAUAGCAAAGACAGAACUGAAUCUGUCUGCCCAACUGGGUGUAGCCCUACCACUGAUUUAUCUUUGUAUAUAGUGUAUGUAUGUAUAAUGAAGUGACUUCAGGCUGUGUGGAGGAUGGUAAAAACCACUAUAGCAUUAGGGGGGACAAUCCCCACUUUUAUCCAACCAAGAAGGUAUCGAAAUGUUUUGAUAUACUCUUUUGGGACCUCAUGUACUGUAUAUACCUGAUGAUACUCCAGACCCGUCAGAAAUCUUCUGGUUUUGUAGUAACGGCAGGUUUUUAACGACGAAAAUGCACACUGUAAAAACCCGCACGCCUGACAUUUUGAGUGCAUUUGUUUUCAAAGUAACACUCCUCUGACUGGUUUUAAUCUUUAGUUUUCAUAGUGUGACGAAAGACGCUCAGUAUUGACUUGACUAUAAAAAAAAUAGACCUCGUACUGUCUUUUCUGAGCCCCGAACAAUUUAUCAUGUCUGUGGGAUCAAAAUAAUAUAUAUUUUUUGUAGAUGUAUAUUUUACUCACCUCUUCUCCAUUAACAACUGUAUAGAUUCAUAUUGUGUAUAAAAAAAGAAGCUAAAUAAUAUAUCUGUAUGUCAAGUUGGAAUGCAUUCAGUAUCGGCUAUAAUCUGUACGUUAUUGACAAAUACUGCAGUGGCUGAUGGGACUGCAGUAUGUUAUUGUGGACAAUAAUAACAGUUUUAUUCUGAAA
Solea solea (common sole) is the source of this 2655-nucleotide messenger RNA. RefSeq names its product ethanolamine-phosphate cytidylyltransferase-like. The coding region runs from base 239 to 1459 and encodes 406 amino acids. The transcript is spliced from 13 exons. NCBI's taxonomy places the organism in Eukaryota, Metazoa, Chordata, Actinopteri, Pleuronectiformes, Soleidae. Gene Ontology annotation, biological process: phosphatidylethanolamine biosynthetic process. The record is from RefSeq and is a predicted model, not a curated record. Gene Ontology annotation, cellular component: cytoplasm. Gene Ontology annotation, molecular function: ethanolamine-phosphate cytidylyltransferase activity.